GGUUACUGAAGCAGGAGCUAUGAACUUCUUUGUAUACUGGAGAAAUGAGAAAGGCGAAAACGAACUUAUUACUGCUUCGCUAGAAAGUGGGAUAAUUCUCCCAGGCGUAACACGUCAAUCUAUACUGGAACUUGCCAAGGAAAUGAGCGGUAUCAAAGUGACGGAGCGCGAUUAUACCAUGGGUGAAUUACGGAAAGCUGUGAAAGAAAAGAGGGUGUACGAAAUGUUCGGUGCCGGAACAGCUGUCAUAGUAAUCCCGGUGGACACAUUACUUUACGAAAACAAUGGGCAAUGUGAAAAGUUAAAAGUUCCUAUGAUAGACAGUGAAAAGUCUGUUAUGCAAAAGGUGUAUAAAACUAUCGAAGGUAUUCAAUACGGAAGAAUAUCACGUCCUAAAUGGACUGUGGAAAUUUGAAACAUCUGCUUCUACAUUUUCAAAAAUUAGACGACUCUCAUGACAUGCUUAUAAAUAAAGGG
This is a messenger RNA of Cylicocyclus nassatus, 477 nucleotides long. The record is from the annotation of a GenBank genome assembly. Lineage: Eukaryota; Metazoa; Nematoda; Chromadorea; Rhabditida; Strongylidae.